This is a messenger RNA of Acipenser ruthenus (sterlet), 2345 nucleotides long. RefSeq names its product kelch domain-containing protein 2-like. The record is from RefSeq and is a predicted model, not a curated record. Lineage: Eukaryota; Metazoa; Chordata; Actinopteri; Acipenseriformes; Acipenseridae. The transcript is spliced from 14 exons. Gene Ontology annotation, molecular function: protein binding. Bases 149 to 1444 code for a protein of 431 amino acids.
UACGUCACGUCCUGCCAGGCCUUACAGAGUAAAGCCUGUCUCUGCUUCCGCUUCCAGUGUAAACAAGAUAAGCUCGAAUUGUGUUACAAAGUUUAAUGUUACUCAAAAAACAAAAAAGAAACGCAAUUUGCAGACAGUAACGGUGAAGAUGGCAGAUGUUGACGAGGAUGAUAAUCACAUGCAGGUAGAGGAGGAUCCCGAGGAGGAGGAGGAGGAUGAUGAUGUAGAGGAAAUCGACGAGGAAGAACUGAUCGAUAUCGACACUGAACUGGCUUCGGCCCACGAUGAGAGUGUGGAGCUUGUGGCCCCCCCGGAGCGCAGUGGACACGUCGCAGUGUCAGACGGGAAUUGCAUGUAUAUUUGGGGUGGAUACAAGAAUGCACAGACCACAGGUUUCUAUGACUUCUAUUUGCCAAGAAACGAAAUCUGGAUUUAUAACAUGGAAUCCAGACGAUGGAAGAAAAGGGCCACCGAAGGAGACGUCCCCCAGUCCAUGUCGGGCAGCUGUGCUGUGUGUGUGGACGGGGUGCUCUACCUGUUUGGAGGGCAUCACGCCAGAGGAAACACCAACAGGUUGUACAGGCUUCCUCUGAGAUCCACAGACACGCUGCACUGGGAGAAGAUGAAAGAAUUGAAAGGGAUGCCACCAACGUCCAAGGACAAGCUCGGCUGCUGGGUGUACAAGAACAAAUUAGUUUUCUUCGGAGGAUAUGGCUACGUUCCACAAGGGACACAUCUUGGAACGUUUGAAUACGAUGUAACGUCCUUUUGGGCAAAUAAUGCUCCUCGGGGUUGGAAUAACCAUGUGCACGUGCUGGACCUGGAGACGUGUGCCUGGAGUCAGCCAGUCACAAAGGGGAACCCUCCUUCUCCCAGGGCUGCACACGCUUGUGCCACGGUUGGAAAUCGGGGUUUUGUGUUUGGUGGCCGAUACAGGGAGUCCCGGCUGAACGACCUGUUCAGCAUUAACAUGGAUACCUGGGAAUGGACUGAAAUGAUCGUACCACACCAGGGCCCCGUGGGGAGGUCGUGGCACUCCCUAAAUCCAGCGUCCCCUGAUCAUCUCUUCCUGUUUGGUGGUUUUACGACAGAUAAGCAGCCGCUAAGUGAUGGCUGGCUUUACUGCAUUAGCAGGAAUGAAUGGAAACCAUUUAAACACAACAAUGCAGAGAAGCCCAGGCUCUGGCACACUGCCUGCUCCAGCGAGGAAGGGGAAGUGUUUGUGUUCGGUGGAUGUGCGAACAAUCUGCUGUCUCAUCACCGUGCUGCCCACAGCAAUGAAAUACUCAUCUUUGCUGUUCAACCCAAGUCCCUUGGGAGACUGUGCCUGGAAACAGCGAUCCACUUCAAAGAGAUCCUGUCCGGGUCCUGGGAAUGUCUCCCGAAGCACCUGCUGAGGAGCAUCAGCCAGCGCGUCGGCAGCAACAACACAUCGGGCUCCUGAAGCCUGCCCGGGAGCGCAGGAAGGAAAUAGUUACGGAGCCAUAGAUUUGUCAAGCGCUCCAUCAUUUUAGUUUUUGCAGGCAGGUGCAACAUGCAACUGUUAAAUGUUUUUGCAUGUGAAUGGCAAAUAGAGAAAAUAUUUUUGUGUAGAAUUUGAUUGCUUAUACACGUGUAUAUAAAUAUAUAUAUAUAUAUUGUUUUAAUUAAACUCUUGUGUUUGAAAGCAAAGAAUUUACUGUUUAAAAAAAAAAAAAAAGACUGCAUUGUUAAGAGAGUCCCAGGGUUUCCCUGGGCAUCUUUUAAAUUCUUUAUUGUAAGUUUAUGUUUUUCCGUCGUGUGCACCCGUCUUGUAUAGUAAGUUGUGUGCACUUUUCUAUUGGUGAUUACAAACUCAUUUUGAUGCAGGCAGCAGACGUUCCAGAAUGUCUUGCAGCAACACUGUUCAUGCACAAUGCAGACUGAUGCUGGAGAGGUGACCCUCCAGCACCAGCACGUCUAAUUCACAUGUUGAUGAACGCGUGCAGGGGGAGCGCCCCACCAUGGAGCCUCCCUUUCACAGCACACACUGAUGAACGCGUGCAGGGGGAGCGCCCCACACUGAAGCCUCCCUUUCACAGUACACACUGAUGAACGCGUGCAGGGGGAGCGCCCCACCAUGGAGCCUCCCUUUCACAGCACACACUGAUGGACGCGUGCAGGGGGAGCGCCCCACACUGAAGCCUCCCUUUCACAGCACACACUGAUGGACGCGUGCAGGGGGAGCGCCCCACAAUGGAGCCCCCCUUUCACAGCACAAGCAGAAGUGCCUUCGAUGGAUAUCCUGUUAAGCACUGGGGUGGGGAGACUGAAGAGUGAUUUGUUGUAGAAAUCUGUAUUAAAAUAAAACGUUUAAGAACAGCAGU